Molecule: messenger RNA, 2037 nt
Organism: Chlamydomonas reinhardtii
Lineage: Eukaryota; Viridiplantae; Chlorophyta; Chlorophyceae; Chlamydomonadales; Chlamydomonadaceae
Exons: 4
Coding region: 105-1700 (531 amino acids)
Molecular function (GO): hydrolase activity, hydrolyzing O-glycosyl compounds
Source: RefSeq, a predicted model, not a curated record
AUCUCUCAGCUGCUCUGCGGGCCAAGCUCAGACAAAGUCGGCCUUCAGCUUCAAGCACGAUUCGCAACUCAGCAGAACGCCAGCCGGACAGGCCCGCUCCCGCCAUGUCAGCUGUGCCUGCUGCGUCUGCUGCGGGCUCGGCAGCGGCGGCUGCAUCGCAUGCAGCGGGCACGCCGCCGCAACUGGAAGACCUGCCACUGCGCUUCCUGGCCCGGCACCGACGGCAUGCUGCAUCGGGGCUGCGGCAGGCUAGUAGCUUCAGCGCCAGCAAAGAUGGAGGCGGUGGAGCGGCCACGGAGGAUGGGUGGCGCAUCGCGUACAGGCACUGGCGCCAGCCAGUGCCGCAAGAGCAGGCGCCACAGGCGACGGAGGGGCAAGUAGCAGGAUCUUCACAUGGGCCGGGAGGCAGAGUUGCGAGUGCCGCGGGUGCAGCGGUGCAGCCGCGGCCUCACACGUGCGUGCUGUUCUGCAACGGCCUGAAGAGCGAGAUGGCCGGGUCCAAGGUGCGUUGCGCGCUGCAGCAGGCGGCGGCACAGGGCUGCGAGUUCGUCUGCUUCGACUACUCGGGGUUUGGCGCCUCCACAGGGCGAGCGUGGGAGUCGUGUGGCCUGACGGACUGGAUUGAGGACACAGAGGCACUGCUGCGCGAGGUGGUGGCGGCACCGCGUGUGGUUCUGCUGGGAUCAUCCAUCGGGGGUUGGGUGGCGCUUCGUGUGGCGCAGCGCUCGGCAACGCGCGCACAAGGCACCCUUGCCACCGCCGCCACCUGCCAAGGCCGCGGCAGUAGCAGCAGCACCAGCAGCACCAGCAGUAGCAGCGGCAGCAGUAGCAGCAGCCGCGGCCCCCAGAUCACAGGCGCGCUGCUGGUGGCGCCGGCAGUGGAUCUGUCGGAGGUGCGUUGGGCGGCGCUGACGCAGCAGCAGCGCGACAGCGUCACUGCCGCAGCCGCUAGCAGCAAGGCUGCCGCAGGGAGUGAAGGUGCACGCGGUAGCGGCGACGGCGACGGCGGGGCCGGCGGGCGUGUGUCGCUGGGCUCUCCGUACCCCAUGCAGGGCGGUGACUGGGUGGGCCCCGCCUACUUCACACAAGGCCGUGAGCACUUGCUGCUUGUACGGCCCUGGGGCGAGGCCGGCCGGCGUGAAGGGCAGCUGGGCCCCUCGGGGCAGGGGCCGGAGCAACUGGGAGGGCCAGGUGUGCUGUGGCCAGGUACUGCUGCUGGCAGCAUUGUGUGGCGGCGGCCGCUAGAGUUGCGGGUGCCGGUGCCCUUGCCGGUGCUUAUCGUGGCUGGCUCGAACGAUGCGGUGGUGCCGCUGCCACUCGUCCGCACCCUGGUUGAUGGCAUCAACAACGCAUCAGCCGCUGCCGCUACCGCAACCGCUGCCGCGGUCGUCGCAGGUGGGGCGACAGCGCAGCUGCCGCCACCGCAGCUGGGCGGCGGAACAGAGGCCUACCACCACUGCGGGCUGGGAGAGGUUGUGGAUGUAAACCACGGCGUGUGGGAGGAGGGGAAUCGAUGCACGGAAGGUUUAGGUGCUGCAGUGGUGAUAGAGGCGGCGGCGGCGGCAGCGCCCGAAGCAGCGGGUUGUGAGCUUCAUGUGGUGGAGGGCGGGGACCACCGGCUGUCGAACGCCACAGGGCUGCAGGUGCUGCGCGCUUUGCUGGGAAGGCUGCUGUCGGCGUCACGGCUGGCGCAGGUCUAGAAUUGCCGUUGUGGACGAUUAGAUUGGGAGCAGGAGCUCAUGCUGCUGCCGGCGGCGCCGCUGGCAUGGUAUGACGAGUGUUGCGGAACUAAUGCGUACGCAGACCAGAGCGGAAGGCGGAGUGGGCUUGCAGGCGGCACGAGAGUAGGCAGUCAGUAGCGCAAGUUGCGAAUUCACAUGUUACCUCGUAACCGACGGUAAACGCUGUGGACGGUCGCUCCCAUGGCUGGUUUACGGAAGGCGGCUGCGGUAUCGGGAUGGCUGGGCUGGACGACGGCGGCCGGGCUGACGUUGCUUGGGACUACCAGAAAGGAUGCGCCCGAAACCAACCUAGAGA